AUGCCAGAUCUUAAAGGGGUCUUCAGUGUCAGUUCUGCUAAGGAGUUGGUGCGAAACAAAUUUCCAAAGGUGGAACGGGCGUCGCUGAUUUGGAGAAAGGAGAUUCACCCAGUUCUUGCAGCUCAGAACUGGAAAUUUUUGCGUGGGAUUUGCGCUACUCAUGACCUGAUUAAGGAAAGAUUUAAAAUUCCUAUAGCCAGCAGAUGUUGUCUUUGUGGAAUUGAGGAGGAAACACUUGAUCAUGCAACAUCAGGAAGAAGUCAGAUGGUGUGGGAGUUAUGGCUGCUUGCAAACCUUGUUUUUAAAUCUGAGCUGUGGGCUUUGAGAAACAAGGGAGUGUUUGAGCAGAAAAAGCUUUACUGGAACGUGUUUUUAAAGAGCGUUUUGAAGCGCGUGAAGUGGCAGCAGCCGAAAGAAUACUUUUGGCAUCCUCGUGAGAGUAAUGAAAUCUUGUUAUAUUGUGAUGGUUCUGCGAGAGGAAAUCCGGGAAGAGCUGGAGCAGGUGUUGUAGCUCGUGAUGCUUCUUGCAAUGUUAUUGGUGCUAUGUCAAUUGGCUUGGGUAUUACUACAAAUUAUCUGGCAGAAUUAUAUGGGAUUAUUAUUGGUUUGGAAUGGGCUACAAGAUGGGGAGUUAGACGUAUUUGUAUUCGUUCAGACUCUUCUAGUAUGGUGGAGGCUCUAAAUAAUUCGUGUCUACCUUGGUUCGCAAGACGGCGUUGGUUAGAAGUCUGCAGGCAUUAUAAUUCUAUAAGAUUUAUACAUACUUACAGGGAAGCAAAUUUCGCAGAGGAUGUUAUGGAAAAGAGGUUGCUAUCUUGA
Molecule: messenger RNA, 819 nt
Organism: Papaver somniferum (opium poppy)
Lineage: Eukaryota; Viridiplantae; Streptophyta; Magnoliopsida; Ranunculales; Papaveraceae
Exons: 3
Coding region: 1-819 (272 amino acids)
Molecular function (GO): nucleic acid binding; RNA-DNA hybrid ribonuclease activity
Source: RefSeq, a predicted model, not a curated record